AUGGUUCGAGAGGAAGUAGUAGGAUCCACUCGAACACUACGGUGGAAAUGUGUUGAAUCAAGAGUAGACAGUAAGCGUCUUUAUUAUGGUCGUUUCAUUCUGUCCCCGCUUAUGAAAGGUCAAGCCGAUACCAUAGGUAUUGCCAUGCGAAGGGCUUUACUUGGAGAAAUAGAAGGAACAUGUAUCACACGUGCAAAAUCUGAGAAAGUAGCACAUGAAUAUUCUACGAUAGUAGGUAUUGAAGAAUCAGUACAUGAAAUUUUACUAAAUUUGAAAGAAAUUAUAUUGAGAAGUAAUCUGUAUGGAGUUAUAGACGCAUCCAUCUGCGUCAGGGGGCCUAGAUACGUAACCGCUCAAGAUAUCAUCUCACCACCUUACGUGGAAAUAGUUGACACGACACAACAUAUAGCUAACCUGACGGAACCAAUUGAUUUGUGUAUUGAAUUACAAAUCAAGAGAGAUCGCGGAUAUCGUAUGAAAUCCGCAAAUAACUCUCAAGAUGGAAGUUAUCCUAUAGAUGCUGUAUCCAUGCCUGUUCGAAAUGCGAAUCAUAGUAUUCAUUCUUAUGGGAAUGGGAAUGAAAAACAAGAGAUACUUUUUCUAGAAAUAUGGACGAAUGGAAGUUUAACUCCUAAGGAAGCACUUUAUGAAGCUUCUCGUAAUUUGAUUGAUUUAUUUAUUCCUUUUCUACAUGCGGAGGAAGAGGACAUUAAUUUCGAAGAAAAUAAAAACAGGUUUCCUCUACCCCUUUUUACCUUUCAAAAUAGAUUAACUAAUCUAAAGAAAAACAAAAAAGGAAUUCCAUUGAAAUGUAUUUUUAUUGACCAAUCAGAAUUGCCUUCCAGGACCUAUAACUGUCUCAAAGGGUCCAAUAUACAUACAUUAUCGGACCUUUUGAGUAACAGUCAAGAAGAUCUUAUGAGAAUUAAAUUUUUUCGAAUAGAAGAUGUAAAACAGAUAUUGGACACUCUACAGAAGUAUUUCGCAAUUGAUUUAUCUAAGAAUAAGAAUAAGUUUUCAUUUUAA
Messenger RNA from Elaeis guineensis (African oil palm), 1026 nucleotides. The record is from the annotation of a RefSeq genome assembly. Lineage: Eukaryota; Viridiplantae; Streptophyta; Magnoliopsida; Arecales; Arecaceae.